Messenger RNA from Mytilus trossulus (common blue mussel), 1323 nucleotides. RefSeq lists its product as uncharacterized. Gene Ontology annotation, biological process: anatomical structure development. Lineage: Eukaryota; Metazoa; Mollusca; Bivalvia; Mytilida; Mytilidae. Gene Ontology annotation, molecular function: calcium ion binding; protein binding; extracellular matrix binding. The record is from RefSeq and is a predicted model, not a curated record. The transcript is spliced from 4 exons. Bases 1 to 1140 code for a protein of 379 amino acids.
AUGGCUCAUCUUUGUAAACUUUUAUUAGGUUUUAUACUGGUACAUAUCGUAGCUGCUGGACAGUCACAGGAAGAGUUGUGUGCAACAGUAACUAAAAUUAAUUGUAACUUACAAUAUUCAGCCGAGCCAAACGAGAUUGUUUGUGGAAAUGAUGGAAAAACCUACUCAAACAGGUGUCUUUACGCGCAGGCUAAAUGUCACAAUAAUGGACUUGAGAUUAAAUGCAAAGGUCAUUGUUCACAAUGUAUGAUUGGUUUCAAAGCAAAUACAAAACCGAGCAGCGUAUCAACAAACACACCAGGAAGACUUAUGUACAGAAAAACUACUAAAAAGAUCAUAGAUGGUGUCACACCGAGAAGAAAUGCUUAUAAAAUUAAAGGUAGAAAGCUCCAAGAGUCAACAAACAGCUCACUUACAGGGGAAAACUCAACUAUAAUGGGUGUGGAAGAACGACUUAAUUUUCGUUCAGAUAACAAUAUUACUAGAACAAGGAAACAAUUACCUGGACAUCAUAUUGCUGAAUCAACAGAAAAUACAAACGGAAGCCAGGAAGUUCAGGGAGCAAUAGAAAAACCCUUGUGUGAGAAUGGUUUGUGUAAUUCUACUCAAAAAAUUAAAGAGUCUACUGAAUCUUCCAUCCUGUCCAUCAUUCAGACCACAACAGAAAUCCCAAGCAUUGAAACAAUCAUGACCACCUUAGAUAUGAUAGUACCGACAACAACUGAAAAAGUCAACGUACCAACGUCAACACAGGAUGACAAAAAUAAAGAUGUUUAUACAGUGAGUUCUACAACUACUCAAGCUACCAAAAACGUUAAGUCUAUAAAUUUAAAGACAACGAAAUCUGUGUUAAUCAGUCUGUUGAAGACAUCCUCCGAACGAUCGACUCGAUCACAAGUAUCGACCACUACUUCACAAAUAACUCCUCAGAUUACAGAUUUGCAGUUCCCAACUGAGAUAGACUUCGUGUUAUUCUGCACAGAUGUUGAUUCUAAGGUAUGCCCGAAGACGUUGGACCCUCUCUGUGGUACAGACAAUCAAUUCUAUCUGAAUCUUUGCACAUUUAACAAAUCCAAAUGUAAAGACAAAACAUUGAUGUUGCGAGAUGAUUUGAGUUCUUGUCGACAGAUUAAACAAUAAUGAAGGGAAUGUCCUUAUCCACCGUGACGUGUUCCUAUACAUUGUGUAAUACAUGAAUAUUGUUGAUCUUGCCAAAUUGUCAUUUUCUGGACAGCAUAAUACUUAUUGUUAUUGAGAUUAUCACAGUUACGUUUGAAUCAUUUUAAAUAGUUGUUCAUAUACAUUUCAGAAAGUUUAACUCAU